Oncorhynchus gorbuscha (pink salmon) is the source of this 2251-nucleotide messenger RNA. RefSeq names its product calmodulin-like 4b (gene calml4b). The coding region runs from base 495 to 956 and encodes 153 amino acids. Lineage: Eukaryota; Metazoa; Chordata; Actinopteri; Salmoniformes; Salmonidae. Gene Ontology annotation, molecular function: calcium ion binding. The transcript has 5 exons. The record is from RefSeq and is a predicted model, not a curated record. Gene Ontology annotation, cellular component: myosin II complex.
GAAUGGCCUAAUACUGCCAUCUUGCUGCUGGUUGGGCUCCUAUUAUUACUGAUUUAUAAACAAUCUAUAGUCCAUAAACUACUUAUGAAUCCUUUGUCUUCGUAACCAAACAAUAUAACGGUAAAAGUUUAAAACUAUAUAAAAACGUGAUGCCAUUUUGCAUCCAUAGCUUCUUCCAGUUACGAAUUUGAGAGUAACGUUAGUAGGCUGCGCUACAUGCGCUACAUUUAUCCAGCCCUACAGCAAACCAAGUGGUGGGUCUUUCGGCGAAUACAUAAAUUAAGGAUUGUGCCUUUAUUGUGACAGACCGUUUCACGGUGAUCGGGGAUAAAUAGCAUAGUAACCUAUAGUUGGUGUGGGGUCUAGUUCACCAUGUGCUCAUGGCAACACUGUAUCAAUAAUGCAAACAUCAAAAUAAAGGUUACUCACGCAGGUUUAACAAGCGGACCUGACACGUCGAGUGUGUCUUGGAGCACUGACUGAGCGUAACCACGAUGGCAAAGUUCCUGACUCAAGACCAAAUAAAUGAAUUCAAGGAAUGCUUUUCACUCUAUGACAAGAAGCACAAGGGUAAAAUUGAGGCCAAGGACCUGAUUAUAGUCAUGCGCUGCCUGGGGGUCAGCCCCACUUUCAUUGAGGUGGACAGACACCUGCAAAUCUCCAAGAUUGAUAAGUGUGGAGAGCUGGACUUCUCCACCUUCCUGACUAUGAUGCACCAGCAGAUACAGCAGGAGGACCCCAGAGCGGAGAUUCUGGAGGCCAUGAGGAUGACGGACAAGCAGAAGAAGGGCUACAUCUUGUCCUCGGAGCUCCGGGCCAAGCUCACCGGGCUGGGAGAGAAGCUCACUGAUAAAGAAGUUGACGAGCUGCUGAAAGAGACUGGCGUGGGACCAGACGGAUGUGUCCACUACGAGGAGUUUGCCAAAACAAUGACCCUUCCUUCUACAAACUGCUGAGCAGCCAUCCGGCCAGAUACAAUCAUGCUGUACCACAAAAGUGCACUGAUUCAAAGCAUCUGCAUGCUGGCUGCCCACUAACAACAUGUUGAGAUGAGAAGUUUUUUUUUUCUUUAUUAGCUUUCUGAGGUAUGUGUUUCUAUAGUUAUUACGUUUUCCUUAUAUUUCAAUUAUGUAUCCCUUAUAUAGAUUUGUAUGUCGAAGGAAGCAAUGGUGUGCCUGGUUGAAAUGUCUGCACUUUAAAUAUAUAACUAAUACUAACUGGCAUUGUUAUAGCUUAUCACUAUUACCAAGUAAUCACUAAAAAGCCUACUGACAUCUUCACAAAGUAAUGAUAUUGUUCUAAUUGAUAUAAAGAGGAACUUGAUUUCUUGAUAAUAAAUGGACAAAAUCAUUUUGGGUCCAAACUUGCUGUAAAAUUGUUUUUAUGUAAAUGUGAAAAAACUUUGUAGGUUUGGAUCAAACAAUCUCUCAUGGAGAAAAUGUGUAAACCAGAGGUAGUUUUUUAUUUUCUGGGGCCUGUAGUUUUUCCUGAUCUCAUGUCCUGGUCAGGUAAAACUCUGGGUCCUAUUCGUAGGCUACGACAAAAUAGCAUUAUUAUAGAUAGCUUCCCUUUUUGUCUGUGCUAUGACUAUAAGGUUGUUUUUUCCUGUCAGGUAAUGUGAAUUGGAAACACUGCUGACCUAAGGUGGACUUUUCAAACGACCACAAACCUUGUUGUUAUUCAUUCCGAAUCUGAUAUCAAAAGAGCCAGAGACAACAACGUCAAUGGACAACAUACCCUGUAGUUUAGUGAACUAUUAUAGCAGAGUAUUAUGCUUACAAUGUCUUUAAAUAUUAUAAUAUCUAUACACACACAAUGUUAACUCUUAAUAAAUAACCGUUCCAUUUAUUUAUUUUUUGCCUGAAAUUACACCCAAAUCUAACUGCCUAUAGCUCAGGCCCUGAAGCAAGGAUAUGCAUAUUCUUGGUACCAUUUGAAAGGACACACUUUGAAGUUUGUGUAAAUGUGAAAGGAAUGUAGGAGAAUAUAACAAUAGAUCUGUAAAAGAUAAUACAAAGAAAAAAACAACCGUUCUUUUUUACAUUUUUUGUACCAUCAUCUUUGAAAUGCAAGAAAAAGGCCAUAAUGCAUUUUUCCAGCCCAGCUGCAAUUUAGAUUUUGGCCACUAGAUGGUAGCAGUAUAUGUGUAAAGUUUAGACUAUUACAAUAAACCAUUGCAUCUCUGUUCAAAAUUUUGUAUCAUGACUGCCCAAAUAUGCCUAAUUUGUUUAUUAAUAACUUGAUGUUAAAA